AUGUCCAAGGAGUCACUCUUGCCGACAUAUCGUACAUCUUUUCGUCGGGCGCACAACUCUUUUAUACAAUUUAGCGACCAUUUUAUAAAAACAAGAAAGUUUAGAAUAUUGAGUGCGACACUUGGACUAUUUCUGUGCUCCUUAUGGAUUGUGGCAAGAUUCGGUGGUACGGCAUUUAACAUUAACACUCUACGACGUUUCAGGCACAACGGGGCGGCCAUUGCGGCAGCAAGUGUUAUGGGUGAAUGUGGCGAAGAAGGGAUUUAUGGAUUGGAAGUGCAUGGAUACAUGUGGCCUAAUAGACGCAAACAUGAUUCUCAGAAAAAGAGCACCGAUGGUUCUACCUUAUUUACAAAAAUUGACGAAGAAAUGAAGGACGAAAAUGACUUUGUUGAUCUUGACCCUCUGUCCACUAUUGAAUAUGAAAUUUAUUAUUUGAUUCACGAGAAUCCGGUGGUCAUCUUUACCAAAACCGAUUGUCCGGAAUCGCAAAGUGCAAAAGACGUAUUAUCACAAUACGACAUUUUUCCGAUUCCCUUAAUAAUUGAAAUUGACAAAAGAGGCAAGUAUGAGGAAGAAGAGGUGAAAGAAGCAUUAACGAGAUUCACAUACCUAAACACGCUUCCGAGUAUAUUUGUGGAUAGCGUCCCUAUUGGCGAUAGCGAGGAAUUAUCAAUUAUGCAUAAAGAUGGGAGAUUAGAAAAAUUGUUAAUUGAUGCCGGCGUACUUGAUGAUCACGAGCUGUCUCAUCCCGCACUGUGA
Molecule: messenger RNA, 762 nt
Organism: Acaulospora morrowiae
Lineage: Eukaryota; Fungi; Glomeromycota; Glomeromycetes; Diversisporales; Acaulosporaceae
Source: the annotation of a GenBank genome assembly